AUGCCAGUCUACCACAUCGUUCUCUUCCGCCUCAAGCCAGGCGUCACGCAGGCGCAGCUCGCCAACUGGGUCACUGUUGCGGAGAGCAUGGUGGGUAGAAUCCCCGGUUUGGUUUCGCUGAAGGCCGGCCAGCCGUUGCCUAUCAGUGUUCCCCGUGCCAAGGGGUUUGAUAUGGGGAUUGUGGCUGUGAUGGAGUCGCCCGACGCUGUGGCUUCUUACGCUACGCAUCCGGUCCACCUUGAGGUGUCGAAGCUGAGAGAGGAGUUGUGUGACGAUACGCUGGCGUAUGACUUGGAGUUCGAGAAUUGA
Molecule: messenger RNA, 309 nt
Organism: Aspergillus lentulus
Lineage: Eukaryota; Fungi; Ascomycota; Eurotiomycetes; Eurotiales; Aspergillaceae
Product: Dabb family protein
Source: RefSeq, a predicted model, not a curated record